CGACAAACGAUAUCGUUUCGCGUACCGAGUGUGACGUUUGUGACGCGUGUAGUGCGUGUAGUGCGCUGGAGUUUUUUCAGCUUCAUUGUGCGUGUCUCAUUUUGGUCGCGCGCGUUUUCUCGAGUUCGAAGUCGACAAUUUGGUUUUGUAAUCGCGUUUGUGUUCCGUGUCGGACGAGUGAAAAGGAUAGAGUGAGAGAGAGCGUGAGAGAUAACCUAGACAAUCAUGGAGCCGCCAACGGGCGGUGGUGGAAACGGCGGUGGAGGCGGUUUCUUGUCCAACAGACGUAUCAAGUUCACGGCCGUUUUCCCGAUGAUCGUAGGCACCCGGCGCACCAUAUCCAAGUCGGAUUCAUCUUCGUUGGCCAAGACCGGCAAAACGGACAAAUCGGCCGGCGCGGCAUCCGCUGUCACGCGGUGCAGCACCCCGGCAGCAGAACGUCCUCCGCUUGCCGUGUCCAGGAACAGGAUGAGACGUGGUUCGAGUUUGACGGACUUGAACAGAUCCGACUCGUUAGCAGGUUCGACUGGCAGUUUUGGCGACUUGAUGAAUCUGAAACGGUUCUACGACGACUCGUCCGUCGGCUCGGCCGAAAACCUGGUGGCCCGCGCCGUACCGCUGUCCACCGUGUUCUGUCGUCAGCACCACGCCGCCGGGUCCGAAGAGUUGGUGUCGGCCGAGCACGCGGUCGCCGCACCAUAUCACCACCGGUCUAGAAUCGACAUGCAACUGCAGCACAACCAAACGCAGCAACAGCAGGAGCAGCAGACACGUCGGUAUGCGUGCGAGCUGCACGGCGGCGUCGUCGGAGCGAUGCGCUCGACCAAGCCGCAGCACCAGUACCGCAACGACAUGACCAGCCAGCAGCGUAUCGAACGCAUGUCCAGAAUAAUGAAGCAACAGAAUCAGCGGCCCGAACAGAUGACCCGGUUCCGGCACACCAUGACUCUACUGAAAAACGCAAAGCAGCAGCAGCAGUACUCGUUCCCAUCAACAAUAGCAGGUUUUCUCGUGCAAAGUGUACCGAUGACGGAUGAAAGAGGAGGAUGGAGUGCUGCGGUGGCGGAUAAUAUAAACUCGUCGGACUGUAUCAAAUAUCGGCGCGAAAGGAAAACGGUGGCGGACUGACGGCGCACUGACGGGAACCGACGGCGGCGCCUCCACGCAAUGGGCU
Sipha flava (yellow sugarcane aphid) is the source of this 1174-nucleotide messenger RNA. RefSeq lists its product as uncharacterized. The transcript has 3 exons. Bases 226 to 1128 code for a protein of 300 amino acids. NCBI's taxonomy places the organism in Eukaryota, Metazoa, Arthropoda, Insecta, Hemiptera, Aphididae. The record is from RefSeq and is a predicted model, not a curated record.